Molecule: messenger RNA, 390 nt
Organism: Vanderwaltozyma polyspora DSM 70294
Lineage: Eukaryota; Fungi; Ascomycota; Saccharomycetes; Saccharomycetales; Saccharomycetaceae
Exons: 1
Coding region: 1-390 (129 amino acids)
Source: RefSeq, a predicted model, not a curated record
AUGGAAAAGGAUUUACGAAAAUUAAAGAUUCCGGUUAGGACUACAAACAUUAGCUCCCCCAACACAGAUAAUUUAUUAAACUCCGCAAAUGACAAAGAAAAUUUCUCAUUUGGAAAUCCAAAACUGUUCCUAUGUGAACAAAAUCAACCUUCUGCACUUUUGCUAAAUUCAAACGAACAACAAGAGCAUAAGCUUGAUGAUGAAAUCUUUAAUCAAAUAAAGGUUAAAUGUAAAAAUUUGACUGCCAUUAAACAUAGAUACAAAAUAAAGGUAAAAUUAGAAGGUAACUUAAGCUUAAGUGAAAUAGCCGGUAUAUAUAAAUUUGGAAAAUUCUGCAUUUUCUGUGCAGAUCACCCCAUUAAUAUAAAAACACAUAGAUGUACCAAAUAA